This is a messenger RNA of Mya arenaria, 1426 nucleotides long. RefSeq lists its product as uncharacterized. The transcript has 6 exons. Bases 333 to 869 code for a protein of 178 amino acids. The record is from RefSeq and is a predicted model, not a curated record. Lineage: Eukaryota; Metazoa; Mollusca; Bivalvia; Myida; Myidae.
CAUUUAGCGGUUGCAUACAUACUUUGGCGAUAAGCAGCUGUGCGGUUUAGAUACCCACAAGUUUUAUGAUAAGUUUCAGCUAUUAUUCAAGGACAUAACUUACUGUUUAGUGAUCCGCGUUUAACAAAUAUGGAUAGAACAGUUGUGAUAUGUUGUAUACUAGCUAUCGGGGCUGUGUGUGUAGCCAUCCGGUUUAAUCAGGGAUAUUGUCACACCAGGCCCAUAUUCCUUGAUACUGCCACAGGCGCAGGGUCUAUAUACAUCAACCGGAUCUGUGUACACCGGAAGUUGCGCCUUGGAGAUGUUGGAGAGUCCCGAACGAAGCAGAUACUAUGAAUACUGAAAUUUUUAAAAAUCGAACCUCUGGCACAGAACUGACGUUGCUGUGGAUUCUUGACGGUAUAGGCUACUACCGGGAAAACAUUUUAAAUGCAUACCAUAGCCAGUUACGAUGGACAUUACAUGACGACGACUCCGUGACCGUUGGUUUCAAAUAUAGGGAAGGAAAAGAGCCCGGCGCCCACUGUAGGAAGGUUGAAUUGGAAGGAAAUCUGACCCGCAGAGACCAUGCCAUAAUUGACUUAGACUUGACGUUUGCAGAACCAUUAGGCCACAUGACACCACGCUAUUGGCUCAUGUCAGACCAUCCGGAUGACUACGUGCUUUUGUUUAGUUGUAUCAAUCCUGCACAGGUCCGAGACGGCGUGUGUUACGGACGUUGGUAUGCUGAAGUCUUUGUGACAUCUGAUCCACCGGACCAUCCACCCAUGCACCUCAUGGUAGAAGAACUAUACCGGAAGUUGGGUCUCACCCUCGAUAAUCCCGGGUUUCGGUUUAUUAACAUUGGCCAUGCCUGUCCAAAGAAGUAAUAAACCCGGAAACUUUGAGAGCCUUUUAAGGAAUAACGCUGGGUCAUUGCCAGAUGUGCUAUAAUCUAAACUGGGACUCUUUGUGUCAUUGUAUGACGCAUUAUGUUUUGUGCUUCUUUGCUUCAUGACACUAACUAUUUUACGCUGUUUUCAUACAGACGAACAUAUAAUUACUAGAUGUAAUUAAUUUUUAAAGUGGUUUAAGUUUAGUUGUGUUUAUUCAUAUCUUUUAAUGCGUAUAUUUUUUUUAGAAAUUUUAAAUAACGGUUUUAUUAUGUUCCCAUUUAGGAAAUUGAGAUAUCAUCGCAUCAUUAUGCUUUUUGUUUUGUAUGUGUUAGCAUUGUGGUAUUUACAAUAAUAAACAUAGAUUUAUGUAAAAUACACAUGGUAUGAUGUGUGCAAUUCAUUCUUUAUUUUCAUUUUUUUCAUUUUGUUUAAUGAUUUCAAUUUAUCAGAAUGAUUAUGAUAUAAACAUGUUUAAACAUAUUGCAUGUUUGUAUUUGUCACAAUUUAUAUGCUGUUUGUGAACGUGAGUCUAUGACCUUUUCGUAAAUAAA